AUGGAAGAAGGAGGGAAAAGCCAACACUGUGUGAUGGAUGAAUCCCAAGACGGUACGAGCAUUUGGUUUACGGAAUGCGACCCAGCGAUAAAACCAGUUGUCGAUCAAGUGUUUGAUACGUUGGAAGAUGGCAUCGCGUACUACAAGACAUAUGCAUCCGUAACUGGGUUUGAUGUGCGCAAGAGUUCCGACAUUAAGAACAGGUAUGGGAUCAUCCUCAAGAAGAAACUAGUUUGCAAUCGUGAAGGGUAUAAGGAUGCAAAACCAAACACCACAACAGACCAAAAUAACACCACACAAACAAAACGACGACGCCCGUCUAACAGAGUUGGGUGCAUGGCGAAAAUAGUUUUCAGAAGAAACAGUACAGGACGGUACGUGGUCAAGAAGUUUGAAGAGGGGCACGCCCACUGUUUGUGCGAGGAGAGUUACAAACCUUUCCUGAAAGGGAACAGAAAAGUGGAUAUUGGACACCAACAAUUCAUCGUGAACUGCUCAAAAGUCAAUAUUGGGGCUAGUAAAAGUCAUGACCUGUACGCCGAGAUGGUGGGAGGAGUUGAAAACGUGGGAGCGACACAACAGGACUUCAAGAACUAUAGAAGGGAGAUUUUGGCAUACAUGCAAGGAGGAGAUGCGCAAAUGGUAAUAUCCAAAUACCUCGAUCUCAAAUCGGACUAUGACGAUAUGUAUUUCGAAUACGAGGCAAACGAGAAUGACCAGCUGGCACGUGUUUUUUGGGCAGACGGUAUGGCAAGAAAGCAGUAUAGUGUUUUCGGAGAUGUUGUGUCAUUUGAUGCUACGUACAAAACUAACAGGUACAAUCUCGUGUUCGUCCCAUUCACCGGCAUAGACCACCAUAAAAGAUGCGUAACAUUCGCAGCAGCACUGAUUGCCCGUGAGGAUGUCGACUCGUACCGUUGGAUACUAAAGAACUUUAGAAACGCAAUGGGAAGCACACCACCACUCACAAUAACCGACCAAGACCCGGCGAUGAAGGUUGCUAUUGCACAAGAAUUCCCAGAAACCCGCCACCGUUACUGUAUGUGGCAUAUAAUGUCGAAGGUCACCGAUAAACUUGACUACCCCCAAACUUGA
Ipomoea nil (Japanese morning glory) is the source of this 1095-nucleotide messenger RNA. RefSeq names its product protein FAR1-RELATED SEQUENCE 5-like. The record is from RefSeq and is a predicted model, not a curated record. Bases 1 to 1095 code for a protein of 364 amino acids. Gene Ontology annotation, biological process: regulation of DNA-templated transcription. The transcript has 3 exons. NCBI's taxonomy places the organism in Eukaryota, Viridiplantae, Streptophyta, Magnoliopsida, Solanales, Convolvulaceae.